GGUUUGAUUUCGUCUACUUUGGAAUGGAAAACACUAUCCGGCUUGCAAGAUCGAGGGCAGCCGUCUAUCCUGUUGUGUGUGACGAUUCGGCCAGUCGUUUAUUCGAGACUGUGAAGUGGUACUUUGUAUUAGAUUUUGAAUCAACUUGUUCACAAGGCAGGUCUUUUUUGUCAGAAAUCAUCGAGUUUCCUGUUGUACUCUUGGAUUCAUCUACUGGUGCUAUUUUUGACCGCUUUUGCCGUUUCGUGCGCCCAACGGAAAACCCAAUCUUGACUGACUUCUGUGUCAGUCUCACUGGUAUCCAUCAGGAAGACGUUGAUGGUGCACAGGAUCUCGCUGUCGUCCUGAAGGAGUUUGAACAUUGGCUCAGACAAAAGAAGCUAGAGCUUGGGUGCCGUUUUAAACCACAAACAACUUCCGGCGCUUUAUUUGUUACCUGGACCGAUUGGGACAUAAGCGAUUGUUUGUGGAAUGAAUGCAGGCGCAAAAAGUUGGCUGUUCCAAAUGACUUAUUCAGCCGAGUUGAUUUGAAGGCGAUAUUUCAGCAGUGGCUGACUUCCAGCGAGCCUAAAGUGAAAUGGCGUGGGGGUCUGGUGGACGCGUUGCACCUAGUUGGCUUAUCAUUUGAGGGUCGCCCUCAUCGAGGUAUUGAUGACGCUAUCAACACUGCUCGUCUCCUUUUUCACCUUCUUUCUAAAAAUAUCUAUAUGACCGCGUAAUACUGACACCUGGAGUUGUCUUUGUUUCAUCCUAACUGAAUGGCGCUUGUAUUAUAUCACACUGUACACCAGUUUCACUCCCACCUCGGGUACACCUUCCUUCCCGUUUUCUUGCUAUGUGAACCCCAGUGAUUACGUGAAGUUUGCACCACGUCUUUGUAUCCAAUGCUUUUUCGUUUUCGCAACAUUCAUCCCACUUUCUUUCCUUGUGCUAUGCUGCAAGGGCUUUAUACUUCAACGAUACAAGGGCUUUGCUCACCCAUAUCUCUUCUGUACACGAUCCACUUGAUUUACAAGUGGAGCACUUGUGCGCAAGGUGCUGUCUGUUACACCACCCAGGAAACUAACUCCCAGUGUUGUUGGAUCGAACUUUUAGUUGUUCAAGUCCCUUUUCACAACGCUUUCGGUCUUCGCGUUAGCCUCCCUACCUCUUUUCCAGCAUUUUAGCCCUCACGUUUCGUUCCUGUUGCUGAUUACCAACAAGUAUGUGAGGUAUUUGACAUAUUUUGGUCGUCUGAUUUCUUUACUAGCACUGCAGGAUCUAUUUAUAUGUUCACGCAUCACGCUGCUUGAUACAUCGUUUCUUA
Messenger RNA from Dicrocoelium dendriticum, 1306 nucleotides. NCBI's taxonomy places the organism in Eukaryota, Metazoa, Platyhelminthes, Trematoda, Plagiorchiida, Dicrocoeliidae. The record is from the annotation of a GenBank genome assembly.